Molecule: messenger RNA, 1250 nt
Organism: Colias croceus (clouded yellow)
Lineage: Eukaryota; Metazoa; Arthropoda; Insecta; Lepidoptera; Pieridae
Exons: 2
Coding region: 94-666 (190 amino acids)
Source: RefSeq, a predicted model, not a curated record
UUCGUUUGUAUCUAAUCCCUACAUAAAGUAAGAGUUAGUUUGAAUUUCAUUUCAGUGUAAAUAAGUUGCAUUUUCCGCGUAUCAGGAUACAAAAUGCUCUUAAAAACAACACCGCUUCUUCUGUGCAUUUUAAACGUUUGCUUAGCCGGAGAUAUUAUCGAAGACUUAGAGGAGGGCGAAUGCAAAGUAUACAGUUCUUGUGCAUCGUGCUUAACGAGCGAGUCCUGCACCUGGUGUGUCACAAAAAGCAGAUGCACGCGGCAAGCAUGCGGCAAUGAUAACGUUAUAUACCCGAGCGGCGUACCUGCGCUCAUGUCGGGCCCAGAUUUCUGCCCUAGAGUUGAUGGAUCAAAGCCGUUCAUCCUCAAAAGCGGGCGAAAACACAUACUCGAGGUCAUGAUCACCCAAAUUUAUUUAUACAUGGCGUUCACUCCUUGGAAAUGUAAAAUCUCGUUGAACGGCAAAGAGGACAUCGUGCCGGCGGUGCUCACCGCGAAUAAAGUGUACUGCGAGUCAAUGGAAUUUGUAAACGAUAGUGAGGAGCCGUAUAUGCAAGGCAGUGUGGCAGUCAUGUGGAAUUACAAUAAGGCCUUUGACGGUUCCGUCCCCAUCAAAGUUUGCCGCUGCGAUCUCGCUCUAGAUUGUACCGCGUGUAGGAAUAAGUAAAUCGCUUUAUUUACCAUGAUACAAUAAUAUUAAAAAAUGAUACACUGUAUAAGUACGUAAGAGUAUUGUCUUUCGUAUUUCAUUCAUUAAUCUUUAUAUACAGUCAUUGAAUAAUAUCUUUUAAUGCGAAGGACUUAUAAUAUAUUAUUAUCUUAAAACGAGCUAGAUAGAUAGAUGACUGAUAAUAACGGUUGUAAAGAAAUGUAAUGUAAUCUGAAUAUGCCUUCGACACACCAAAUUAGACUUGUAGAGGUCAAAAAAUAUUCAUUCGGAAGAAUAGGUGAAGGACAAUUUCUUAACUAGAUGUUAUUGUCGGGUUAGCCGUAAUUCUGAGUUGAUAGGAAUAUUUUUCUUUAAAAUUUCGCAAAGUCAGUCUGUACUGCUCAUGUAGGACAAUGCACUAUUGACUAUAUCAUUAUCAAUAUCAUUAUCAACAUCAUUAAAUCAUUUGAAUCAUCAUUAUCAAUAAACUUUUCUUAAAGUCAAAACUGUUCCUAGUUCUAUAAUAUCAUCUGUAUCAAACAAAAUACGAGUAAUCCUAUCCUUAUCUUUAUCCUAAUAAAGCGGUUUAAAAUCUAUAGAUA